This is a messenger RNA of Schistosoma bovis, 8431 nucleotides long. The record is from the annotation of a GenBank genome assembly. NCBI's taxonomy places the organism in Eukaryota, Metazoa, Platyhelminthes, Trematoda, Strigeidida, Schistosomatidae.
AUGGAGUCUAAUAAUAUAAAUGUGAAACCUGAACCAUUGUUUAGUAAUCUGUCCACUGGAGUGUUAUAUCCUCUUUCUGUUCACAAUCCCGGUGAUAAUCAGUUGAGUCCUUCAUGUACUGUUCUCCAAGAUGAUUCCUUUCCAAACUCAAACUCGAUUCGUAUACCUUCAGUUGGUUUUUCGCUCAAUGACUCCGAUAAAUUGGAUACUUCGACAACAGUAUGUUUGUCAUCCCAAACAAAAGCUGAAUUUUAUUCAGAAUCAGAUAAAAGCAAUCACAAUUCACUUUCUAGUUCUACGGACUCAAACACAAAGCCUUUGUCUGUCCAUUGUGUCGAGGAGUCAUCAAAUGUUUUUUCCGCGCAAUCGUCUCUACCCUCCCUCAAUUCAGAAUUUCAGGUCCCGAAUCUCCCAAGCGAAUGCUCACAUAAGUUCCCUGUACAUGCGGCUGCCAAGCCUAGUGAAGCAUUGUUUGUUCGGGCCUUAAUUGGACGCUGCAAGCGCAUCGCUCCUUUGUGGUUUAGGGGUGUUUCAUCAAUGCGUGAACGCAAUCGGGAAGAAAACCGCCGCAUGGCAUGUAACAGCGGCCAGAGCCAAAGUGAUUGGAGUCUCAUAGCAUUAAAAAUCGGGGAGAUGAAUGCUGGAAGUGAAACUGAUGCUGUAUCAAAUCUGCUCAAGAAGUUGUAUAAAGAGUUGCCCAGUGACUCAGUAUUUUGGUUUCUUAAAUGUUGGCUUGGAAGUGAGGAUACUUUAAAUGAUCCGCAUUCUUGUGUUAUAAGCCGUGGUGAUGCUAAAGGCCGUAUGCGACGCAUUGAUGGUGGCAAAGGUUCUGAUAAAGUUUGGAGAUUAGAUACAAUUGUUGGUAUGCUAUAUCACGGUUUACCAAUGUCCAGUACCGAUACCAACAUCAUGGUUCAUACAUGUGAUCAUGAAUUAUGCGUUCGACCACAGCAUAUUCGAUUCAGAGCUAGUUCAGUAGCGCUUGUUGUGGUUUUAAAAGCAUUGGCUCAAGCAGGUUACACCAUUAUUCCACCGUCGAUUGCUGCCAAUCCUGAAGGAAUUGCUCCUAACGUACCGGAUGAAUAUGUAGAUGUAUUUGGGCCUUUUUCUAUAGAACAACUUCAACAAUAUAGAAGUGAAAACUUAAAUCCUGCUAAUGAGUCUAUAUCUAAGCUUACUUUAAGUGCAUCUGAUCGUGAAUUAAUCGAUUUGGUUCCAGUUAUUAAAGAUGCUUUACAGAAAUCUGAAACUACAACGACAAUGACAACAACAAUAACAACGGGAUCGAUGAAUUUGAACCGCGCCAAUUCAUUUCCAAAUUCAUAUCUAUCCUAUGGUGGUUAUCAUAAAUCUCAUAAAUUAGAUCCAUUACAUGAAUCAUUAACCAUAACAACUACAAUGAAUAAUUUUUCAUUGAAUACAAUUAAUUAUACUAAACAACCAUCACCUAUAUAUCAACAUUCAAUAAAUGAUUUCAAUCAUUCAACAUUAAUAUGCUCUACAAAUAGAAAUCAUUCAAUUCAAUCUAAUAAUAAUGAUUCAAUGAUCUAUUCAAAAGAUCAUAAUGGAAUUCUAUUAAAAUCUGAACGUUAUAGUUUAAAACGACCAAGACCAGUAUCACCUAGUUCAUUUCCAUCAUCACCAGCAAAAAAUUCAUAUCAUUUACAUUCUUCAUCAAGUCCACCUUUACUUAUAUCUGGAAUACCAUUUAGUAAUAAUAGUAAUAGUAGUAAUAAUAAUACUAAUACUACUACUAAUAAUAAUACUCGAAUUUCACAAAUUCAUCCACAAAUUCGUCGACCAUCAGAUUCAACAUUAUUAACCAAUGGGAAUAUUUCAUCAUUGAUCUCAAAUAAUCCUGUUAGUUCGACAUGUGCCAAUAUUAAUAAUAAUACUUCAAGUGCAUUUUAUACUUUUUCUAUGCAUGAUAAUACUUCUGCCUUAUCUAGAUCACUUCAAUGUGCUAAUAUUAUUAAUACUCCUACUAAUGCUACUAUUACUAGUAAUACUACUGCUACGACUUCGAUGGUUAUCUCUACUUCGAAUAGUCUAUUACCUCAUUCUUCUCCUAACUCUCUUGUAUCACGAUCUAUUAAGAAUGAUCAAGAUCAGUCAAUGCUUCAUCAUCAUCAUCAUUUCCAUUCUGACCAAUCAUUAUUCCAACGACAACAUCAAGAAGGCGAAGAAGAAGAGAACGAUGAUGACGGCGAUGACGAUCAUUCAUCAUCACCAUUUCUACUUCAAUCGUGCACUACUAUGCAACAACAACAACGUCAUUGUAAUUUAAAUAAAGAUGGCACAUUCCUUUGUUCACAACCGUAUCUUGGGUUAAUAGUCAAUAGUGGUUCAGUGAAUGGCUUACAUAUAUAUCCAUCUUCUGUUAACAAUACAUUAAAUACAACUACUAAUAACAAUAAUAUUAAUACAACAAUAUCUUGGAUGAGUAGUUCCAAUUACUCAUCUAGUGGGAAGUCAACACCUCGGCAACCGGCGAAAAAACGUCCUGAAGCUAGAACACCAACUAUAGAUGGUUCAUUAGAUGAAAACCUACUGUCAUAUCCUCUAUCAAAUUCAUUAACUAGCAACACCUCAAUGUUGACAACAUCAACAGCAACCGGAUUAUGCAAUUUUGAUGAUUCACAUUCACAUUUAUCAACAACACCUGUAACAUCAUCGACAGAAUCGACAACGAAUACCUUUAUGGUACAUCAUAAAUCACCAUUCGUCCCAGUGCAUAGUAGAGUUGGUCGUCCCAAUUCAACAGAACUAACUCCUACUAGUUUAAAUUAUAUAAAUGAUGAUCCCGGUUCACAUUGUCUUUCAUCAUUUACAACAACUAUGACGGUAAAUAAUUCACCAAAAAAACAAAUUUCAGAAAAAUACCAAUUAAUAACCAAUGCUACAAAUGUCAAUUUCUCAUCGACACAUCAUAAUACCAGUGAUCGUAAUGUCGACGAAGAUGAUGAUAAUGAUGAUGAUGAAGGUGAAAUGGAUCAAGAAUUAGUUGAUAUUAUGGUUGCACGUAAUACUGCUUCAACUGUAUCAAAUUUUUCAUCAUAUUCUUCAUCGAAUUUACAUAAUUCAUUUAAAUCACAAAUUGGCCACAAUCAAAUCCAUCCGCUUCUGUUAAAUUAUAACAACAAUAAUCGUAGUAUUACUACUACUACUAAUAAUAAUAGUAAUAUUAAUAAUCGACAAGAUUUACUAAAUUCUGAUGAGAUUGGUAGUGCUAGUCCAAAUGGAAGACGUGUGAUAGCUGCAAUUGUUGCUGCUUUAGCGAAUGUCAGUGAAUCACCAUUAAUGAUGGAGAGUUCAACUCCAGUUAAUAAUUCACGACGAAGUGUAUCAGCUUGUAGUCUUCCACAUAUAGAUGUUAAUGCAUUAAAUGAAGAUUCAGUGGAUUUAUUUUCACAUCAUCAUAAUCAUAAUCAUCAAAAUAAUCAUAUUAAUGGUAAUUUUAUAACGAAUAUACAUCAAAAUCAUAUUGGUCAAUCUAAUAAAAAUAAUUCAUUAAAUGGUAAUAAUGAAUGGAAUUAUUCAAAUAAAUCGAUAACUAGGAAAUCAUUAAGAAUGGGGAUUGGUGAUGAACAACCAUUGACUCCACCACCGCCUAAAUUAAUGUCAUCAUCAUCAUCAUCAUUAUCAUCAUCGUCAAGAAAACUUUUGACACCUUUAUCAGGACCAAUGGUAAGAACAACAACAUCAACAGUUUCAUUACGGAAUGAAAUCAAUUCAUUUACUGAUGAUCAUGCAACAUUAGACAUUAUUCCUAAAUUAUCACCUAAUGUUAAUUGUACUAUGAAUGAUGAUGAUGAUAAUAAUAAUAAUAUUAAUAACAACAUUGGUGAAUACAGUUUGAGCAGGAAAGAUUCAUCUCCACAAGAAUCAUCAAUGCAUGAAUUGGCUACUCUACUUCGUAAUUCACCGGCUUCAGGAAUUAGUCAAGAGUUGAUUGAUAUGCUUGCUAACAUGGCUCAACAAUAUGGAAUGCAACAAUCACGUACAGGUAGUCGUGCUAGUCGUCCAUCAAGUCAAGUUGCUCAACGUUUUUAUCGAAGCCUAGUUAAUGGUUCUGUAUGUGGUUCACCAUUUCCAAUAACUCCUGUUGGUAGUUCUACUUCAUCAACAUUUAACUUUCUUCAUACACCUAACAGUUGUGGCGGAGUCAGUGGAUUAGUAAGUGGUGUCUCUGUAGGAGGUAUUGUCAGUUGCGAACAAAACAAUAAUAUAACACCAUUGAGCUAUUGUCAUCAAACAAAUGGAUUAACUACUACCAUUACUGAUAAUAAUAGCAGUAGUUAUUCCACGUUACCAACUAAUCAUUUGCAUAGUUUUAGUUUCACUCCAUUGUCUGUUGAUGAUUUAGACUCAUCGACUAGUUUACAAAUUCUACCAACUUGUACAAAUCAUGAAUUAUUAUUGACAAAUAAUCGUAAUUGUAUAAAUCAAUGCGCAAUAUUGAAUCAUCAUCAUCAUCAUCAUUGUUCCUCAUCACCGUCUUCAUCUCAAUUUAUUUCCUCCUCUUCUUGUUCGUCAUCAUCAUCAUCUUCCUCUACCAUAUCAUCGUUUCAUAGUCAUACGACCAAUAAUAAUACUGUACCGAUGUCGUCGACAGCAUCUGCUUUCUCGUUACACAACUAGAAAUGUUUGUUUGUUUAUAUAUAUAUGUGAAAGAGAGUGUGCUUCGAGUGCCCCCUUCCUUUCUUCGUGUGAUGAUGUACACAAAUAUGUGUAUAUGUUUAUAAUAUACAUAUAUGUUGCUUAUUUGCUUAUUCACAGGGAAUUUUUUUCUUCUCUUUGUCAGUUGUUUGAGUAUACAACAGUGUUUUUUUUAUAAUUGUUCUUAUAUUUUCAGAGGAAACCAUAUUCUUAAAAGCAACAUUUAUCUAGUUAUUUUAUGCAUUCAAUUCUAACGAUUUGAUGACUUUAUUUUGCCUAUUUACUAUUUAUUGUUUGUUAUAUGAACCGAUCAUGAUUGCAUUUUACACUGUGUGUGUGUGUGUCUGUGUUUUUAUCAAUGUCUGUGCGGCUUCUUGUUUUCUUUUAUUUUGGUGUUUAUUUCAUAGUUUCUUUUGAAUUAUCGUUAUUCUUAUUUGUUUACUUUCUUGUUUCAUCAUUUUUCUUUUUCUUUCAAUACUCUGACAUAUAAUUGAAUAUGCCUAUUUUUACAAUUGAACAAUAUAUGCUUUUGUUCUAUCGGUGAAUGUGCUCAUCACUCAACUACCGUGAACCUUUGCAGAAAAGUUGGCGGGGGGGAGACAGAGAGAGUUGGUGCAGUUGCUCUUUUUUUUCAAACUCUCAAAUAAAUCGACAUCGACUUAACUGAUACCGCUAUUAUGACAAUUUUGUCAUUGUGGUUCUAGAAACGUCAUUGGAUUCCUAUAGUUUACAGUGUCUUAUUUGUUUACGAUUGUGUGUACAGUGAAAAAUAUCAGGUGUAAAAUGUAUAUUUCCAUUAUUUCCCGUUUAUUCCCACUUGGACUAUGUAUUGCAUCCUUUAAUGCAUAUAUGUAUGUAUGUAUGUAUGUUUGUGGACAGAAACAACAUCAUUACGUUGGCGAUGGUGCUGAAGAGGAAUUGUAAGGAUUGUGCUAUCUUAUGUGUAGUCUCUUAACCUCUCUCUCUGUUUAUUUACUUUCUUCUACAUGUUUGUAUAUGUAUUUCGAAGCCUUUCUCAUUAACGAUUUCUCUUCAUUCUUUAUUGUACACAAUUAUAUCUGGUAUUUUUUUAAAAAUAUAUACACAUUUACUACUUAUUGCCCCUUACUACUCCUACUUAUAUCCAUGUAAGCGUUAUAUUACCCGGUUGCUACAAUUGAUUGAUACAUUCAUUCAUUGAAGGUAUACAUAUAAUUCACAUUCUAUAAAUACUGUGAAUGCUUAUUUUAUGAUAGAUUUUUACCGGUUGUUUUUCAUUGUAUGUAUAUGUGUUGAUCACAUUUCAUCCAUCUAUCUAUCUAUGUAUUAUUGUUCAACAUGGUUAUAAAUCAUGGUAACUAAUAGUACACCAGUGUUAUUUUGUUCAUUCUGGUUUUAUGCAAUACCUUUUCUCAUUUUAUUCUAUACAUAUAAUAAUUAUUUAUUUGGUCAUUUUUAUAUUACAGCGCCAAAAGAUAUUAUGUAAACAUUUAUUUAUUUAUUUAUUCAUUUAUUUACUUAUUAUUAUAUCCUCGAUUACAUACUACUGGUACCCAUCUACCUAUUGCGUUCAUCUCCCCGCUCUGUCUCUCUCCCACAUCCCCCUACACACACAGAGAGAGAAAGUAGAAACUUCUUCGUCUGUAUAAUGACUUAGUUUGCUCGUAUAUGUUAAUGUAUAUCAUUCAUUCUGUGGUUGAUUGAUUGGCUUUCAUUGUUUCUGUUCUCCUCCUCCUCCUCCCUGUGUUUUCAUUUCUCUUUUUUAUUGUUUCUUCUCAUCAUGAUAUACCGUAUAGAUAGAUACAUAUAUUUGUUUGCCACUCUCCUCCUUAUCUCUUAUUUGUAAUAUAUAAAUAAAUAUUUUUCUAUAUGUGCUCAAGAGAUGAAAAAGAUUGUGAAACAUCAAAUAAUAGUCAAUAUUAUUCUAUAUGCCUUGUAUUUAUUUAUUUAUUUGUUCGUGGUUCUUUUUUCCUCUUUAUCAUGAAUAGUUACUAUCUGACAUUGUAGAUAUAUGAUACUGACAAUGUGCCUGUGCGUGUGUGUGCGUGCACAUUAUUCUAAAGUGGAGAAAAAAAUGUCACAAUACAAAGAUAUGAAUAAAUAGAGGAGGGAGGGAGUCAGAGUAUACAAAACAACACACAUUUAUUUAGUGAUAUAUAUUAUUAUAUUCUGCAAAAAGAGGAAUCUAAUCACCAAUACCCAUACCAUACAACAUACUACUCUGAUGAUGAUAACAUGGGAAAAUUUUCUUUCAUUGGACAAUAAGAGAGAGAGAGAGAAGAAGAAAACAAAUAAAAUUUAUUUAUUUAUUUAUAAUAUUUGAUGAUUUUAGGCUUUUAUUUUAUAUAUUUUUAUGAAUCCCUAUCCCAUCGUUUCCACCCCCCUCCUAUCCCCCUCAGUGUCUUUUAUAUAACAUAUAUUCAGUGAUUUCAUGUUGUAUAAUUUUUUUUGGGGGGGGGGGGGGUACGGGGGACAAUGUAUUGGUAAAUAAAUUUUAAACUACAAAAUUUGUAAUUCUAAUGUAUUUCUCAAUAUGAAGAAAAAAGUGGUCUGUAUGUGUAAGUGUGUAGUUGAGUAUAUUCUACUAUUGUAUAUGUAUGUGUAGAUAGAUACACCAUUCACAAUUAUAUAUAUAUAUAUGAAGUAAUUGUUCCUGUCCUUCUUAUUCUGCCAUUCUCCGUUUAUCAUUCUAUUCUUCUGUCAGUUUUUCUUCCUUAAAAUUCUGCAAAUCUCUCUGUAUUCUCUUUUUUCUUCUGUACAGAUUAAUUGAAUUGUUAUGAUGAAGGAAGAGAUGUUUUCAUUUCACAUUAGAAAGACUUGUUCAAUAUUAUAGGAACAAUGAAUGUUGUAUUGAUUAAGGCACAACUUAUCGAUCCGUUGAAUAGAUCUUCUCAUUGAAUUGAAUUUCAACGAAUAGGUAAUGAUAGUUAAGAUGUAUAUAUUCAUACUAGUUUAUAUAUUACAAACAUUUGAGCUCAAAAUCAACUGUGUAUUUAUCGUCCAUUAAUUAUAAUGAGGAUGUAUUGAAAGUGAGUACAAAGAGAGAGAGAGAGAGAGAAAAGGGGUGGGAGCAGGAUAAACAAUAUUGAUUUUCUUGGGUUUUUCUUUUCAUUUCGAAACUUUGUAUAAUGUAAAUGCUUGUGCGUGUGUGUAUGUAUGUAUGUAUGUAUGUGUUUGUGUAUGUUACCCAUGUACUCAUCUCCUACCUUUAAAAUUUAAUUUACAUAAAAUUUACCAUAUAUAAUUGUAAUUCAUUACCGGUUAAUAGAAAUAAUACAUUAUGAAUUGCUAUGCUUACAAUGUUUGUUUGUUUGUUUGUACCCCCCCGCCGCCAAAUUAACCUUUUAAUCAUAGUAAUCAUAUAUAUAUAUAGUUUUUAUUAUUGUUUCUUUUUCUAAAAAAAGAAAAAGAAAAACAACCUUCUAUUGCCUUCAUUGUAUGUGCAUGUGUUAUUUGUGAUUUGAGUAAAGGUUUCUGAUAAUAUGAUGAUUAUAAAAUAAUAAUCACUAUAAUAUAUAUAUAGACAUAGUUACUGUGACUGUUUUUUCUUUUCUUUUUUUUGUUUUGUUUUCCCUCCUCCCUGCUUUUUUUCUCUUUCUUUGUUCUGUUCUGUUCAUUUAUUUAUUUAUUUAUUUCUUCGAUUUAUUAAAAAAGAAGCAGAGAUUAACUAAAUUGAUACAUGUACGUGUAUGUAUGUAUGUAUAGUGAUGUUGUAAUUAUUCGAUUUAAUUAUUGCUAAGAUGAUCCAAUUUCUUUUGUAGUAAACAUUGUGAACAUAUAUAUAUAUAUAUAU